ACCUCAUUAGCAUAACCUAUUCCGUACAAUUAAACAAGGAGUACUUCACAUCAAUCUAUAUAUAUGCAACAAGCAAACCCAGGCCAUCUUAAAACCUCAUUUACAAAGAAAUGAAUUCAUUAUUUGAGAGAGAAUGCAGUAGUGGAUAUGAAUCUGGUUGGACAAUAUACUUCGAACACGAAAAUUCUCUUCUUUCUCCGCAUCAAAAGAGUGCCAAUUUUUACAUCACAGAAGAUCAUGAUGAAGAAGAUUCAUCGAUGGUGUCUGACGCAUCCUCAGGGCCGCCACAUAUUUGCGACGACGGUAACUUCUUUAUUUAUCCACCGAAUGAUGUUAUGUUCCCUGAGAAAAAUGGCCAGAGGAAGAAAAACCACGACCUUCGUCGAAAAAAAGAUCAAGAACAAGUUUCUUUUCUUGAUGAUACUGCUAGCUCACCUAUCUUCAAUUUAUCUACGAACAAUUUAGCAUCCUCCAACGUCGAAACUUCGACAGAGACCAUGUUAAGCUUCUCACAGGGGCACUCUUCAACUCAAUUUGAGGGUAAAUCUAGAUUCCAAGGGCAUUAUGGUUGCGGCAAGUCUCCUGCAUCCGGUGAAAAACUGCAACAAUAUCAGUGGAAUGGAAAGAAGAGAUGAAGAACAACUCACAACAAAGCUGCAGCUGAGCUGCUAAAGAUGAAUAUCUGGAUCUAAAUUUUUAACUUUUUUCAAUUUUACUCAUUUGUUGUCAAUUUUAUAGCUAGGUAACAAUCCAGAAAAAGUAGGAAAAAAACUUCGGGCUUCUCAAAAUUCCGUCGUAAAUAGACAUGUGUGUUGUAACGAAAAUAUUUCAUGUAUUAUAAUAUUUCAUUUCCUUAUGAAUUAAAAUUUAUUGUCU
Molecule: messenger RNA, 876 nt
Organism: Daucus carota subsp. sativus
Lineage: Eukaryota; Viridiplantae; Streptophyta; Magnoliopsida; Apiales; Apiaceae
Product: protein SOB FIVE-LIKE 5
Exons: 4
Coding region: 111-635 (174 amino acids)
Biological process (GO): cytokinin biosynthetic process
Source: RefSeq, a predicted model, not a curated record